CCUGUGUCCACAGCAAACUUGAGAAUGAGCAGGUUCUGGCUCUGAAACCACACCACUCUGACACAGCUCACAAGAGAUAUAUACCAGGCCAAGGUACAGGUCAGAUCUGUGGAGAAACAAACCCACGCAGCUGUGCUCUGAACCGGCCUGAGAGGGUGGAGGCUCCAGAGGGACAGACAGGGCACCUGGGCAAAGAGGAGGAACUCAGCCUGUAGACCAAAUACGAGGAACAAAGACACCACCGGAACUCAGGCUCCCGCCACCGCAAACCACACAAAAGACAGCCAUGGAACGAGAUGCUCUGAUGGACUACGAGUAUCCAGACUUGGAGCCUCUGCCCACUGUCGCCCAGCAGGAAAUCAUUCCGCCGUGCAAUCCUACGGCAGAUGACAAACUCUACCACAUCUGCAUCACCGCCAUAUCUGUGGUGAUUAUGUUAAUACUUGCCAUUUUAGCUCGAAAAAACAGAUCUGCCAACAAACAGAAAGGCCUGGUGGGGUUACUCAGCCCGGUGAACUUCCUGGACCAUACACAGCACAAGGGGCUGGCAGUCGCUGUGUUUGGAGUCCUUCUGUGUCGUCUGUUUGGGCUGCUCCUUUCUGACGACCCUCUGCCCUUCACCUCUCAAACGGCGCAUAAACAGAACUGGGUGAUCCUGGGCGUGUUCUACUACCCCGGCCUGUACUACCCGCUGCUGACAUGUGGCACUUUACACAAUAAAGUGGGCUAUGUUCUGGGCAGUCUGCUGUCGUGGACCCACUUUGGAGUCCUGGUGUGGCAGAAGAUAGACUGCCCCAAAACCCCCCAGAUCCACAAAUACUUCUCUCUUUUCUCCAGUUUUCCUCAAAUCGCCUGUUUGGCAUUCCUCAGUUUCCAGUAUCCACUGUUGCUGUUCAAGGGGCUCCAGGGCAUAGACCAGGACAAUGCGACCGAGGACCUGAACAGCAGCUACUAUAAGGACUACGUCAAGGACCUGUUGAAGAAGAAAAGGCCCAAUAAAAUCAGCACAUCCGGUGACUCCCCGAGACUGUCCCAGAGGCUUGUAGACGCAGUGAGGUCAUACAUUUACACUCCAGAGGACGCAUUCCGUUUCCCUUUGAAAUUGGCCAUCUCCUGCGUUGUGGCCUUUAUAACUCUGUACCAGAUGUGUCUGCUCCUGAUUCUCUCUGUGGUCCCGACGCUGCAGAUCGCUCGUAUGGGAGUGGAUCUAGAUAUUGCCAAAGUUUUAUCUGGUUUCAAAAUCGAACUGGCUCAAGACAAACACGAGGUGAUGCGGCUGGUCAUCUUCUACAUGUGGUGUGUUGAAGUGUGCUACAUUUCGGCUCUCACGCUGUCUGCUCUGGUGAACCUGGCCAUGCUCAUGCGUUCUAUGGUUCUACACAGGUCUAACUUGAAGGCACUGUACAGAGGAGACGUGUAUAGUGUGUAUAACUGUCAGAGGAGGAUCCGCCCCUCGAGGCCUGCUCUUGUCUGCUGGAUGGGCUACACCAGCUUCACAGCAGCUCACACUGUGGUCGCCGUUCUCAUCCAGACUCUAGUGUUCUUCCUCUCUCUGCUGGUGGCCGUCUUCCUCGUCAUCAUCCCCAUCCUGCACGGUCAGAACCUGUUCCUGUUCCAGGCCCUGUGGGGCAUGUGGCCCUUCUGGCUCAUGAUCGUUCUGGUGCUGCUGCUUCAACACAUCAGUGCCAGGUUUUGUUUCAUAAAGAAAACAUCUGGAACACGAGACCUAGACCACAGGCCUAAUCUUUUCCUAAUGACAUACCUGCUGUUUCCGGUCAGCGUCCUGGUGGGGGCGCUCCUGGCUGCCUGGCGCGUGCUCAUCACUGCCGUCUUCAACAUAGUCCACAUGGGACGCAUGGACAUUAGUCUGCUGAACCGCAGUGUGGAGGCAUUUGAUCCAGCCUACCGCUGCUACGCUCAUUAUCUGAAGCUUGAGGUGAGCCAGUCUCACCCGGUGGUGAAGGCCUUCUGCGGGCUGUUGCUACAGAGCGGGGGCCUGGACAGCGCCGCCCAGAGGCCCAGGGACGCAGAGGAAGGAAUCCAGCUGGUACAAAAGGACAAGAAAGUGCACAAAGUGUCCAGUGCCAAGCGCGCGCGCGGACGCUGGCAGCUUCUCUACACUCUGGUGAACAACCCCGCACUAGUGGGCACGAGGAAACACUUUCAGCGCCAUAGCGCGGGCCGCUUUAUCAACGGCAGCCUCAGCAAGAACAUCAAGGAGGGGAGCAAGAAGGAGGCAUCGAGCAAGGAGGCAUCGAACAAGGAGGCAGAGGCCUGAACCUAAGACCGCGAACACCGCUGCGCGCGCGGCUGAUGGAAACACAAACUGGAACACACUAAAACAACACCGAGCACUGCUUUUGUUUUCUAGGCCUAAGUAAAACGAUGCUUCAGUCCUUUCUUCCUUAGCCUCUGAAGGUUUCAUCUGGACUUUUAGGCUCAUUGUUUUCUCCAGUGUUACUGUGAUAAUAAGGCGUUUGACUGACACACUGUGAUUUUCAGGUUUUAGGCCUUUGGGUUUUUUGAAUAAACCUGUGGAACAGACUCGAUUCUUAAUUGUCUGCCUCAUGUUGGAAUAACACGUUUAGACAAGCUCCUUCCAAAUGAAGAGUGUUUCUUUUCACUGAACAAAUA
This is a messenger RNA of Periophthalmus magnuspinnatus, 2634 nucleotides long. RefSeq names its product signaling receptor and transporter of retinol STRA6 (gene stra6). Gene Ontology annotation, biological process: vitamin A import into cell. Gene Ontology annotation, cellular component: plasma membrane. Bases 287 to 2278 code for a protein of 663 amino acids. Lineage: Eukaryota; Metazoa; Chordata; Actinopteri; Gobiiformes; Gobiidae. The transcript has 19 exons. Gene Ontology annotation, molecular function: signaling receptor activity; retinol transmembrane transporter activity. The record is from RefSeq and is a predicted model, not a curated record.